AUGGCUGCUUCGAGGCCAGCGCGCCCCAAGCCCCUGGACUGGUCGGGUCCGUCAUAUUUGAAAGUCUUUGUUCGCAACCUGAAAUUACUACAACUGGACCAGCGCGAUGAUUGGCCUGAAAUCACCCUCCGUGGUCUGUCGUCGUCAUCCGCGAAUCAGCGACAGCGCAUUCGCCUGGUCGAGUGGGCUCUCUACCACCUGUUUGCUAUUUGGGAUCCAGAGGGCACUCAAAAUAAACUCCGUCCCUUUUUCCCACCGCUAGAACCCCUACAAUCCGUCAACCUCCGCGCAGCACUCUUCCGCGCUCUAACAGAACUGAAGAAAAAUGGCGAUCUGGGGCGGGAGACAACUCUGCGCAAAACAAUGCUAGAUGAUUGCAAGGGUGAGAAAUUCGAUGAAUUGCUUGCUGUGUUCUCAACAGCGGUACUACGCAAGCUACUCGCAAUGUCCGCGACGGAUACAUCGUGGAACUCUGCCAUGAAGCUCUCUAUGGCCAAUGCGAUCUCUCCGGUAGAUUAUCAGAAUAUUCUGCCGCUCAUACUUGCUCAUCAGGUUUCCCUCAAUACGGCAGGGGGUAACCGUGCACGGGUGCAAGAGAUUUAUGAACAGUUCUCGCAAUUACUGGAUGAUAAGAAGGUCGAGCUCUCGGAACGUGCCAGUAAGGAGGAUCAGAAUUCGGGUCAGGUGCAGGUCGAUCCGGAAAUCUUGGCGCGUGAGCUUCGGGCCAAUUGGUUGGGAAGCGAGGAGUGGGCUACCGCGUUACUCGACGGUGGUGCACAGUGUAGCACGGACGCUUUCUUGGAGCUGCCAUUCUCACAGGCCUGGGCUCGUGCAACCGAUUCAUCGGUUGCAGAUCUUAGUACCAAUGCCAAGCAAGACCUAGUUGUUGACCUCGAGGCAAGGGUCUUGCGGCUCCGUAGUCGACUACGCAAGUGGCACGAGUUCAAUGACUCCAUUCGCAAAAAGCGUGAUCAAAAUGGUUCUUCUGCCAGUGCAAAGCCCCAGGAGCCUCGACUGGUAUUCCGUGAUCAUCAACCUCUCACGGUGGCCAGUAUCUCCAAAGCUGUACGACAGCCCGCAGAUCGCGGAAGGGUGCUCAAGGACAUAGAUCGAUCCUUUAUGUCAACUGUCAACGAGGCCAUUGUCCGUAUAAAUGGAAAUCCUCGAAAUCAGAUGCGUCGCAAUAUACUCGACGAGAACAUUCCGGUCAAAUCCUUGCCGGUUAGGCCACCAAGUGCCAUUUACCAAAGCACGUCGGCGUCAUCAGAGAGUGAGGCCGAAAUUCCUUUGUCUAAGGAUUCUAGGUCAGCAUAUCCUAGUAGCAUGACCCCAAGUCCUGAGCCAGAGACCCUUCGGCCUUCGGCCUCCACUCCAAUCGUCCGUCUCACGCCUGAUCCGGAUCUCAAAUCCGAUGAACCUGACUACGAGCCCGUGAAAGCCUCAUCCUCACAUUACAAGCUCACUGAACGUACCCGCAAAUCCAUGUCUCUUGUUCCACCUGUCCAAUCGCACGAACCCCGCCCCCAUCAGCGCCGUGGUCCACGAACUUCCCUCCCAGUGAACCAACUCGAAACUCCCCGGAAAACCUCCGAACCUAUCACGAGAUCCGGCGCGUCGACGCCGCAGGACAAGCUUUUCGAGGAGGAUGCCGAAUAUGCCAGCAUCUUUAAGUCGCGACCGCGAGUGGCGCUUAGUCCUAUCUCGUCCCCUGCCGUGCAUAUCAGCCCUGAGCUGGACAACGAUGGGUUCGAUUUAGACUAUGGCAGGGCACAGUGGGGAGAUGUCGAUUCUCCGUUAGCUACAGCCAAGUAUAGGUAG
Molecule: messenger RNA, 1818 nt
Organism: Penicillium longicatenatum
Lineage: Eukaryota; Fungi; Ascomycota; Eurotiomycetes; Eurotiales; Aspergillaceae
Exons: 2
Coding region: 1-1818 (605 amino acids)
Biological process (GO): spindle assembly
Cellular component (GO): HAUS complex; mitotic spindle microtubule
Molecular function (GO): microtubule binding
Source: RefSeq, a predicted model, not a curated record